UUUUUUUCUUUUGUGGUUGGUUUUUACUAACAUUGUUUCAAAGUUCUAGCCAUGUAGGAUGUGUAAAAUUUCUUUGUGUGUGUGUGUGUGUGUGUGUGUGUGUGUGUGUGUGUGUCAUGGUCAUGAGGAGGUCAGAGAACAACUCGUGUGAGUCGGUUCCCUCCUUCCACCAUGUGGAGUCUGGGGAUUGAACUCAGUUUAUCAGGCUUGGCAGCGAGCACCAAGCAAGCUCCCUUUAUCCGCCGGCCUGCACUUCACUCCUUUAUUUUCUUUAAGGUUGCCCAGCAGUGCUGCACUUUGUGUAUCCCCUCAUCUAUCCGUGGAUACUUGUGUUAUUUCCACUUUGUAGUUGUCUUAAAUGACACGACUGCAAACAUGGGUGUACAACUAUUUCUUUCAGACCUUGCUUUUAUUUUGGAUGUACACACAGUUGGCAGUUAAGUUUUUAUUUUAAAAAAUCAUCUGGUACAUGUACUUAAAGGUUAUUUGUUUUGUUUUUAUUUUUCUUGACUUUUUUUUUUUUUUUUUUUUUUUUUGUAGUUGAGGCUGGCCUCAAACUCACUACCUAGUUAAACUUGACUUUGUCCUUCCUACCCCUCCUGCCCCCACCCUGAGAGCUAGGAUUGCAGCUGCAUACCUUGUGUGGUUUAUGAGGUGAAGGCUGAGCCCACAGCUUCAUGAAUGCUAAGCAAGCUCUACCAGCUGAGCUAUGCACCCAGCCCCUAGUUUUAGGUUUUAAAAAUUAAUUUGAUUUUAUGAGCAUCGGUGUGAGCAAGUCAUAUCUCCUGGAACUGGAGUUACAGACAGUUAGGGGCUGCUGUGUAGGUGCUGGGAAUUGAACCCAGGUCCUCUGGAAGAGCAGCCAGUGCUCCCAACCACUGAUCCAUCUCUUCAGCCCUAAAACAUUUUAUGAAAUUUAUUCACUUUAUCUUAUGUGUGUUUUGCCUGCAUGUAUGUCUGUGAAUUCUAUGUGUGCUUGGUGACCAUGGAGAUCAGAAGAGGGCAUUAGAGUUCAUGAAAUUAGAAUUACAGAUAGUUGUGAAGUACCAUGCGGUUGCUGAGAUUUUUUUUUAUUUUUUAUUUUAUUUUAUUAGAUAUUUUCUUUAUUUACAUUUCAAAUGCUAUCUCGAAAGUUCUCUAUACCCUCCCCCACCCUGCUCCCCUACCCACCCACUCCCACUUCUUGGCCCUGCCGUUCCCCUGUACUGGGGCAUAUAAAGUUUGAAAGACCUAGGGUCCUCUCUUCCCAAUGAUGGCUGACUAGGCCAUCUUCUGCUACAUAUGAGGCUGGAGACAUUAGCUCUGGGGGUAUUGGUUAGUUCAUAUUGUUUGUUGUUCCACCUAUAGGGUUGCAGACCCCUUUGGUUGCUGGGAAUUGAACCCUGAUCUUUUGCAAGAGCAACAAGUGCCUUUAACCUCUGAGCCAUCUUUCCAUCUCUCUAGGCCCCUAGACAACAUUUCAGCCUCACAGGAAAAUGUAAAUGGUUUUGAGAAAUUAAUUCAACUGAAGUGUAAAUUGAGUUUUGCCGAAUUGACAAGCCCCUGUGCCACAGUGAGGAUGAGAAGCUCAGCUUUGAGGCCGUCCGAAACAUCCAUAAGCUGAUGGAUGACGAUGCCAAUGGUGAUGUGGAUGUGGAAGAAAGUGAUGAGUUCCUAAGGGAAGACCUCAAUUACCAUGACCCAACAGUGAAACAUAGCACCUUCCAUGGUGAGGAUAAGCUUAUCAGCGUGGAGGACCUGUGGAAGGCGUGGAAGUCAUCAGAAGUGUACAACUGGACUGUGGAUGAGGUGAUACAGUGGCUCAUUACGUAUGUGGAGCUGCCACAGUAUGAGGAAACCUUCCGGAAGUUGCAGCUUACUGGCCACGCCAUGCCAAGGCUAGCAGUAACCAACACCACCAUGACAGGGACUGUACUGAAGAUGACAGAUCGGAGCCACAGGCAGAAGCUGCAGCUGAAGGCCCUGGACACAGUGCUGUUUGGGCCUCCUCUCUUGACUCGGCAUAAUCACCUGAAGGACUUCAUGCUGGUGGUGUCUAUCGUUAUUGGUGUGGGUGGCUGCUGGUUUGCCUAUAUCCAGAACCGUUACUCUAAGGAGCACAUGAAGAAAAUGAUGAAGGAUCUGGAAGGGUUACACCGGGCUGAGCAGAGUCUGCAUGACCUUCAGGAAAGGCUGCACAAGGCCCAGGAGGAGCACCGAACUGUGGAAGUAGAGAAGGUCCACCUGGAGAAGAAGCUGCGAGAUGAGAUCAACCUUGCCAAGCAGGAAGCUCAGCGGCUGAAGGAGCUGAGGGAGGGUACUGAGAAUGAGAGGAGCCGUCAAAAAUAUGCUGAGGAAGAGCUGGAGCAGGUUCGGGAGGCCUUGAGGAAAGCAGAGAAGGAGCUGGAAUCACACAGCUCAUGGUAUGCUCCUGAGGCCCUGCAGAAGUGGCUGCAGCUGACCCAUGAGGUGGAGGUGCAGUACUACAACAUCAAGAAGCAAAAUGCAGAGAGGCAGCUGCUGGUGGCCAAGGAGGGGGCUGAGAAAAUAAAAAAGAAGAGAAACACGCUUUUUGGUACCUUCCAUGUGGCCCACAGCUCUUCCCUGGAUGAUGUGGAUCAUAAAAUCCUAACUGCUAAGCAAGCUCUGAGUGAGGUGACAGCGGCACUGAGGGAGCGCCUGCACCGGUGGCAGCAGAUCGAGAUCCUCUGCGGUUUCCAGAUUGUCAAUAACCCCGGCAUCCACUCCUUGGUGGCUGCUCUCAACAUCGACCCCAGCUGGAUGGGCAGCACCCGCCCUAACCCCGCCCACUUCAUCAUGACUGACGAUGUGGAUGACAUGGAUGAGGAGAUUGUGUCGCCCUUGUCCAUGCAGUCCCCCAGCCUGCAGAGCAGUGUCCGGCAGCGCCUGACGGAGCCACAGCUUGGCCUGGGAUCUCAGAGGUUGGUAGAGGGCGAGGCUGGCCACUUCUUGACAAGCCGGGUAUCUCUGCGGCGAAUGCGUAGCCUUUCAUCUGGACAGUCUUUCAGUUCUGAAGGCCACGGGACCAGCCCUCCAUCUGCCUCUGCUUCUUCUUCCUGCUCCUCUUCCACUACCACCAUCGCUACCACCACAACCUCCACUUCCACCACCACCAUCAACACCGUCCAUGUUCACCCUGUUUAUUACCACCACAGCACUUCCUAUUUCCUUCAGAUGGAUCCCUACCCUGACCCAACCCCUUCUGACAACAUCGCUGUGAUGUCUGGGCAUUCAGAGAGCUUGGGGGAUUUGACCCAUUCCGAUUCGGAGUCCUCCCUCCACAUGAGUGACCGCCAGCGUGUGGCCCCCAAGCCUCCUCAGAUGGGCCGUGCUGCAGAUGAAGCUCUCAAUGCCAUGCCUUCCAAUGGCAGCCAUCGGCUGAUUGAGGGGGUCCAUCCAGGAUCUCUGGUGGAGAAACUGCCUGACAGCCCUGCUCUGGCCAAGAAGACAUUUAUGGCGUUGAACCAUGGCCUAGACAAGGCCCACAGCCUGAUGGAGCUGAACCCCUCAGUCCCACCUGGUGGCUCCCCACUUUUGGAUUCUUCCCAUUCUCUUAGCCCCAGUUCCCCAGACCCAGACACGCCAUCUCCAGUUGGGGACAACCGAGCUCUGCAGGGUAGCCGAAACACACGAAUUCCCCACUUGGCUGGCAAGAAGGCAAUGGCUGAGGAGGAUAAUGGUUCCAUUGGUGAGGAGACAGACUCCAGUCCAGGCAGGAAGAAGUUUCCUCUCAAAAUUUUUAAGAAGCCUCUUAAGAAGUAGGCAGACUAGGGUGGUAGUGUUGAGACAGCCUGUCCUUCCCUGGGUCUUCUGCCUUCACCUCCCUUCCUUUCUUUGCAAUAUCUGGCUCCUAGAGUGGGGCACAGAGGGGCUGGCCCAAGGGCCUGGGCACUGUACAUAUCUGCCCUGCUCAUCCUUGGUCCUUCAUCAUUAUUUAUUAACUGACCACCAUGGCCUGCCUGUCGGGAAACCCUUCCACCCAUGGGCUGCUGCUGUCACAUCUUCUCCACUUCAGUGCAUGUCUUAGUUGCUCUUCCCUCAGUUCCCACUCCACUUUUGGGGUCCAGCUUCUGUCUCUGCUGUCCCAGUUUUGAGGUUUGGUUUUUGUUUCUGUCUCCUGCUUUCAGGCUCCUCUCUCCCAUUACUCCCCAACGAUCCUAGCAGUUGUGGGGAAGAUAGGAGGAGUAACUUCUGACACCUGUACCUCAGAUCUGUUCAUCCUACUCACAGCCAUUCUGCCUACCCCAGACUGGGCCACGGUCCUGAUCUCUGGGGUUUGUUCUAUGGAAGUGUGGUAGACUGGAGGGAACCUCAUCCUGGAGCUCCUUUGGAUCUCCAGGGCUCCAUUCAGGGAGUGGAACCAACUCCCAGGGAACAAGUCACCAGAGUUUUAAAGAGAGACCAGGCUUGUGAUUGAUGGGAGAGACUUCUCCCAGUUGGAGGAUGAGUAGAUGCCAAAGCUGUGGGCUGUAAGGCAGUUGCCAUUUCUCUCUUGCCCUGCCCACACCUGCCUUCCUCUUACCUCUGCUCCCCUAUAUUGCAGGAGUGUAUCUCUUAAGAGGUGCUGCCCUGAAGCUCCCCAUCAGCAUCAGCACUACUGGGGCUCAGGGCAACUGGCUCCCCUGGCUAUGGGAGCCACAGUCAUGACACAGGGCUCUUGUGGAGCCCUGGGCAAGGAUGUUAUAUUUGAACCAAAAGACAAACAGUUUUAAAAUAAAAAAAUAAAAAAUAAAAUAAAUAAAUCUCCUGAAUUUCCCAAGUGCCUGCACAGCAUCCUCCCUUUGUCAGAUUCCAUUUUUGUGUUACUGCAUAGCCUGGGCCACAGGCUUAAAACAGACACAAUUGGUUUGGGGCAGGGGUGGAGAAGGAAGAUGGUAUAUGUAUGUGAAGGCUGCUGUGUGACCACUUCUCCCCCCACACCUCCCAUCUUCCAGACAACUCUCUCCUUUACCUGUUUUUGCUAUGGCUGUAAAGGUAUUUUUCCCUCUGCCCCAUUCUGUCAUGCCUGUACCCUGAGUUCCUAAUUUGGGCCUGGGUUGGGUGCAGCUGGGGCUGGUCUUAGGCGGGUGCUAGGCUGUAGACUGCCUUGAUGCCCCCUGGACACCCUCACAUGGGUUUUUCUGUGUUAUUUUCAUAAGAUUCUUUGAAGUCCAAUAAAGCAUGUAGGAGAUUUUAACCUC
Molecule: messenger RNA, 5180 nt
Organism: Mus musculus (house mouse)
Lineage: Eukaryota; Metazoa; Chordata; Mammalia; Rodentia; Muridae
Gene: Stim1
Product: stromal interaction molecule 1
Exons: 12
Coding region: 1603-3762 (719 amino acids)
Biological process (GO): calcium ion transmembrane transport
Cellular component (GO): sarcoplasmic reticulum; synapse; endoplasmic reticulum membrane
Molecular function (GO): calcium channel regulator activity
Source: RefSeq, a predicted model, not a curated record